This is a messenger RNA of Eruca vesicaria subsp. sativa (arugula), 2304 nucleotides long. NCBI's taxonomy places the organism in Eukaryota, Viridiplantae, Streptophyta, Magnoliopsida, Brassicales, Brassicaceae. The record is from the annotation of a GenBank genome assembly.
AUGUUUUUUCAACUGAGAGUCCAUCACUCUCUCUACAACUACAACCGUGGAAUCUCCUUCCUCUCCUCUUCCUACUUGAGAAGCCUCGCUACGACGUCGCUUUUAUUAAACUCCAACCAAACCGUUACAGAGCCAUUAGCCAAGUCAGACCUCGAAUCAAUAGUUCUCAAACAAUACUCCCACGGAAAAUUCCACAAUCUCAUCCAAAACGCCGUCGCUUUACCCUCCGUCCUUCUCACCGCAUGUCAAAACCUCUCUCUCGCCGCCGCCAACUCGAGCGCUUCCUCCACCACCGAGUUAGCCGAUCGCGUCUCGAGGAGAUUCUCGAUCGAAGAAAUGGGACGGGAGAUACGCGAAGGCGAAUUCGAUAUCCGUUCCUGCUGCGUCGAAUUCGAAUCCGAGCCUCGUCUCGUUCUCCCUAAUCUGAGACUCAACGUGUUGAUCGAAGCGAUUAGGAUGAUUCUCGAGAUCGUCUACGACGAUCGAUUCGCGACGUUUUCGUACGGUGGACGCGUAGGUAUGGGUAGGCACACAGCGAUUCGUUAUCUGAAAAACUCUGUGGAGAAUCCACGGUGGUGGUUUCGUGUUUCGUUUGUUAGAGAGGUGUUUGGUGUUAGGAAUGUUGAUAAGCUUUGUAGGUUUGUUGAGGAGAAGAUUAACGAUGGUUUGUUGGUUGAGAUGAUGAAGAAGAUGUUUGAGUUUGGGGUUUUGAGGGUUGAGCUUGGUGGAUGUGAUAAAGGGAGAGGGUUUCCACAAGAGUGUGGAUUGUCUUCGGUUUUGAUUAAUGUUUAUUUUGAUGGAGUUGAUAAAGAGAUUCAAGAUAUGAGGUUGAAGAUGAAGAUGAAGAUGAAGAUGAAUGAUCCUCCUCGUGUUGGUGUUGAGGAUGAUAGUGUUUUUUAUAAGCCAAUAAAUAUUUAUGCAGUUAGGUAUUUGGAUGAGAUACUUGUGAUAACGUCGGGUUCGAAGAUGCUGACAAUGGAGUUGAAGAAGAAGGUUGUAGAUGUUUUGGAAGAGAGAUUGGACUUGAGAGUAGAUAGAGUGAACACAUCGAUUCAUAGUGCAGUUUCAGAGAAGAUUAGCUUUUUAGGGAUGUAUCUUCAAGCUGUUCCACCUUCGGUUUUGCGUCCUCCUAUGUCUGAGAAGGCGGUUAGAGCAAUGAAGAAGUACGAGAGGCAGAAGGAGGUUAGGAGAGUGGAGCUUAGAAACGCUAGGGAGAGGAAUCGAAAGACACUGGGUUUGAAAAUAUUUAGACAUGUGUUGAAGAAACUCAAGCAGAGCAACGGUUUCAGAUGUGAAUUUGAAAUAGAGAAUGAGGUCAGGGAUAUUUUCCGGAGUUGGGGAGAGGAAGUAAUGCAGGAGUUCAUGGGGUCUCUUGAUGAGCGCUGGAUAUGGCAUUGGCUGCUCACUAGAGGAGAUUUUCUCUCUUUGAGACAUAUACGGGAGAAGUUACCACAAGACCUGAUUGAUGCUUAUGAUGAAUUUCAGGAGCAGGUGGACAAACACUUGUCUCCGACCCAAGCUAAAAAGGAACUAGAAGAUGAGGAGAAGAGAGUAGAGGAAGAAGAGGAAAAGAGAUAUGCUGAAAGGACGGUUCAGGAUUUGACUAAGUUAUGCAUGAAGGUGUCAGCUCCUGAGGAACUUGUUAGAAAAGCUGUUAAAUUAGUUGGGUUCACAAACAACAUGGGACGGCCACGACCUAUCAGCCACCUUUUGGCUCUUGAGGAUUCUGAUAUCAUCAAAUGGUAUGCAGGUGUAGGGCGUAAAUGGCUUGACUUCUUCUGUUGUUGCCACAACUAUAAGAUGGUCAAAAUCAUUGUAAGUUAUCAUAUGAGGUUCUCCUGUAUUUUGACACUAGCAGAGAAGCAUAGAUCGACUAAACGAGAAGCUAUUAAACACUACACGAAAGAUCUCAAAGUGUCUGAUCCUCACGGGAACGAAGAGGUGUAUUUUCCUGGGGAAAGAGAGGUUAAGAUGAUGGGAGACAAAAACCUUUCAGACCCGAGACCUGUGGACGGGACACUGUCUUUGCUUUUGAUCAGGCUUGCAUCUGAUGAGCCCUUGCAUUCUUGUGCUGCUAGUUUCUGUGAACGAUCAGAUACAAUCAUGUACCGUAUACAUCUACUGCAAAACCGUUUGCAAAUCAACCCACUUGACGAAGAGAAAUGGGUUCGUGGCAUGGGCACAAUCCACUCAGCUUUGAACCGGAAAUGCCUCCCUUUGUGUUCUGCUCACAUCAGUGAUGUAUACCUGGGUAAAAUGACUCUUCAGGAUGUUGAUGGUAGUUCAUUCAUCGAUCUCAAGUGA